UGUUUGAUCCGGGGUUGUUUUGUGAUAGGUUGCCACUCCCCUCAGACCGGAUGGUUUUCAAAUCAAGAUUAUGACACCUCUGUUGUGUUAGGAGCGUCUCUCAGUCUGAUCGUUAGUCAAUGAGGGUGCUAUCUAUAACGUCACACACGCGCAUCCUGACCAAACGCGCGUGAGAAGAAAGACGCGCACCCUGAGCAGAAACGUGCACACGCACAAACGCGUACACACAUCCUGAGUGGACACGCCCACCCGUAUGUAGGUAAAAAGUGAGAAUGUUGCGAAAAUUUGGCUAUGACUUCACGUCUUUUGGAAAUCCCACAACGGAACAGAACAUCUACGAUCUUCUAAGCAUUGAGAGCAUGGCCUUUUCAAUAGAACAAGACCAGCCUAUCUGACACAAUUGUCUGUGAAAACGUAUCAAACAAACGCGACCCUUCCAGGACAGUUCUAUUGAGUUUAUUUCCGACGACGAGUCUCCUACAACGUCCGUGCUAGGCCUAAGAACGGUGGAACAUCCGGAAUCUAUCCAAAAGCCGAUAGCUGUAGUAACCCCACAGCUCAGACCAGUUUUACAAACUACGCAAGACACCGGUACAACGUCUGACUACGCUGACUACGAUGGUUCAAAUGUUUUGGAAGCCGUCUUCGAAGGAGUAGGAAACUACUUUCAAUCCGUUGAAGAAAAUUUCAACAUUGGAGAUGUCGGUGCUAACGUAACCGGAGGUGGCUUUGAAGGACAAGAAAAUUUCAACAUUGGAGACACUCUUCAGGAUUUUUUUCAGCUAAGGGAUAGAAUAACUGAAAACUUUGAGCAUGUCUACAGCGCACUGCAAAACACUUCUGACAAUGAGUAUGUUCAAUCCUUGCGUAAUACUCUGGAAUCCUUAAAUUGGUGUGUUAUGGUGAAUAAAGAAUUGUUAAGACAUUAUUAUUUUAGAAAUGGCUCAGAAGCGUUCGAGUAAUUCUCCCUCUUCAGAAGCUAAAAAAAUUAGAAUUGAAAAUGACCCUACAUCGUCACAUGAUCUCUGCUUUGGUGAAAAUUCGACUUUUUCAAGUAGUCUGUUACAACGUGACCCGUACACAAACCUGAAUCCCUUUUUAACUGAUGCAAUCAAUGAGUUGAAUGAUGGUUUAAGAGCGACACUUAGACAUGAUAUUCAGAGCCCUAAUCCGGGGUUGACCGAUAAUUUAACAGCGACACAAACACAGCUGCCUCAUCAUGACGUGUUCUUAGAAUUGAAUCAGAGUCUGUUAACGUUGCAGAAUAGUCUAAAUGAUCAAGAUCAACCUGUGCAGUUAAAUCCCUUUUUGAUAGAAGCUGUAAACCAAUUGAACGAUAGUUUUAACUUAUCUAACGAACAAAGUGUCAUUAAUGCAACACUUCCGGUAACAUGUCAACAUCAAGAACCUGCAUCUCAACAAGAUUUGCUUCACGGUCUUAAUCAAAAUCUUAUUUUGUUAAAUGACAAUAUCAUUAACUUAAUCAACCAACCUGUUAAUGUUCUGCAAAAUCCCGAAACUGAUCAUGAGUACAUUCCUGAAAUGGUAAAUGAUACAUCAGUAAACGCGCCGCCACCUAGUGUUGAAAAUGUACCCUUAGAUCACGUAGACAAUGCCCCAACUAGUGUUGAAAAUGUACCCUUAGCUCACGUAGACAAUGCGACACCUAGUGUUGAAAAUGUACCCUUAGAUCACGUAGACAAUGCGCCACCUAGUGUUGAAAAUGUACCCUUAGAUCACGUAGACAAUGCGCCACCUAGUGUUGAAAACAAUCAAAUAGGCCAUGGUGUAGAUAGUAAUAUUAGGAUAAUUAAUCGUGGCAACUUCAAUAACACAGAGAUCAUAAGAAGAGUGAAUUUUUCUUCUAUCGCUAAUGUCAACAGUUUUGCUGAAUUUUAUAAUUAUGUUUUAGAGAUUUUAAACAGCGUGAUAGAAGUUGCGAAUGAAAUGAUUUCACCUAAGGAUUAUGUCACCGUUGAAAUUAGAGGUGUUACACUCAAUGUGUCAUCUCACAUUCAACUAGUCAAUGGAGCCAUCGAUUUACAGUCUUUUUUGACCAUGCUCGAAAAUACCAUUCAAAGUAAUCGUGACAUAUUUACGGAUAAAUCGCUUGAACUGGUAGUACAGAUAGUUCGACCACCUCGCGGUGGUAUAGGUUGUAGACGGAAAGUUGCUACAAUAUUCAAUUCAGAAGUUGUACAGAAGAAGAUGCGACACUUGUAUAUUUUUUACAAUAAAGACAUGUGCUUUGCAUUAUGCGUUACACAGCUUUUAAAUCGUGAUAAAAGCGAUUUUCAAAAUGAAAAAAUUGCUAAACAGCUCCAAUACGUUGUAGGUUUAACUGAAAACACACCCGUCACCUUUGCCGAUGUGAGUAAAUUUGAGGCACAUGUACAGUGUAAAAUUGUAAUUGUGUACAAAACUAGCGAUAAAGCAGGAUUCUCUUUCUUUCAAACCAGCAAGACACCACAUGAAAAAACGUUGUACUUGUUUUUGCAUGACAAUCAUUAUUACGGUGUUAAAAACAUCACUGGAUUUUUGGGAUGUAGUUACGUCUGUCAUUUCUGUCACUCGGGGGUUAAGGAUAUGCGGAACCAUAGUUGUGCAUAUAGUUGUAACGUUUGUUGUGAUGUAGACUGCUACAAACACCCUCAAAACAUAACAAAAUGCCCGGAUUGUAUGAGGUUGUGUAGAUCAAAAUAUUGUUUCGAUAGUCACAAAGCGUUGCGCCAGUCAGAAGGAGGUGAAUUUUCUCAGUGCAAUAGAGGAUUCUACUGCAGCAAGUGUAAUAGUGUGUACAACAACCCAUUUGGUCUUAAACGUCACGUUUGCCCUGAGAGUUUGUGUCAGUUCUGUGGUGAAAAACUUGAAACAGAUUGUGAACACAGGUGUUUUAUACAGCCUUUAAAGAGGGAAAAGUCUAAUAGGAGAUAGAUCUUUUAUGAUUUUGAAACUAGACAGGAAACGGGUACUCAUUCAUCUAAUUUCUUAUGCUGUAUUAAUUACCGUGGUCAGACAUAGGUGUUUUCAGGUGACACAUGCAUCACAGCGUUUUUUUAGACAUUUCCGCCGUGGGAGAUUCAGAGGUUAUACCUUUAUAGCGCAUAAUGCUAGAGGGUUUGAUUCUUACCUUUUGCUAAACCAUUUAGUGAAAGAAGGAAUCAUGCCCAAGAUUAUUGCACAAGGCAGAAAGAUACUGUGUUUCACUGAUACCGAUUUCAACCAGAAAUACAUCGAUAGCCUGUCUUUCUUAGCCAUGAAGCUUAGCAAUCUUCCUAAGGCCAUGGGGUUCUCAGAAAAAAAGAAAGGUUAUUUUCCUAAUUUCUGGAACACAUUAGAAAAUCAAAACUAUGUAGGGCCGUACCCCAAACCUCGGUUUUAUGGUGUGGAUAACAUGAUGUCUAAAGACAGGGAGGAUUUUUUCAAGUGGUAUGCGACGGUGUCUGACAAAGUUUUUGAUUUCAAGAAAGAGAUGACUGAAUACUGUGUAAAUGACGUAGACAUUUUGAGAAAAGGUUGUAUAGCUUUCAGAAAUGAAAUUCAAAAAAGUACAACGGUGGAUCCUUUAAUUCUAUUACGAUUGCUUCCGUUUGUCUUAAGAUAUUUAGAACAAUGUUUCUCGAAAAAAACGUUCUCGCCAUUCCACCUCUUGAUAAUUACAUCAACAGGCAGAAAUCUUACUCAACACCUGCCAUUCAGUGGCUCGAAUACAUUUCCGCCACACAUAACCUACCUAUUCAACAUGCUCUGAACAAAGGUGAAGUCAGGUUCGGUUCAUAUUUCGUUGACGGAUAUUGUGAAGUGGGUCAGACGAGUAAGGCUUUUGAGUUUCUCGGUUGUUUUUAUCACGGCUGUGAAAAGUGCUUUCCCUCAUCAGCACCGCAUCCUCUUAACCGCAAAGUUAGCUUUGGUGAUGUCAGGGUUAAGUCGUUGGAAAAGAUAUUGCAACGUAUAUAAAGUAUAAAGUAUUUGCAAGACACACACAAUUUGCAUGUCACAAUGCUCUGGGAGCACGAGUGGUGUGAAAUGAAGGAAAACGACGUGAGAGUGAUAAACUUUCUAAAAGAGUUUGACUUUCCCAAAUGUUUAAUCCCUCGAGAUACGGCGGUCGAACAAACGCUUUGCAUUUACACUAUGUAGCACAACCCGGUGAGAGAAUAGAUUAUUACGAUUUCACGUCACUUUAUCCGUAUGUAAACAAGUCGAAAACAUAUCCUAUCGGUCACCCCACAAUCAUUUUUCGUGACUUUGAACCUCUGGAUAAUUAUUUCGGAAUAGUUAGAGCAAAAGUGUUACCGCCUAGAGGUCUGUGGUCUUCUUCCGUACCGUGUAAAUAACAAACUCCUUUUCCCUCUGUGCAGAACAUGCAGCGAGCAACAACUAAAACAUUGCAAUCAUUCAGACCAGGCACGAGCUCUAACGGGUAAGUGGGCCUCCGUCGAGUUAGCGAAAGCCGUCGAGAAAGGUUACCAAAUAUUAAAACUGUUUGAAGUCUGGCAUUUUCCUGAAAGAUCCAAAAACCUGUUUACAGGCUACAUUAAAAUGUUUCUCAAGACAAAGCAGGAAAGUUCAGGGUAUCCAUCCUGGGUAGUCGAUGAAUCCACAAAACGUGAAUACAUUAAAAAUUACGAGUGUAUUGAGGGAAUUGAAUUGCAAGAAAAUAACAUUAACGUAAAUCCUGCCAAAUGGUCUGUGGCUAAACUAGCGUUGAAUUCAUUGUGGGGCAAGAUGUGCCAAAGACCGGACAGAUCAAACACAACUCUGAUCAGAGAUCCUGCAGAAUUUUUAAACUUCAUAUUUUCAGGUAUCUACAACGUUAGUCACUUCUCUUUUUUGUCUGAUGAGGUUGCUCUUGUGCAGUGGCGUUAUGUGGACGAUAUGAUGGUUAAACCGGGGAAUGCUAAUGUGUUCAUAGGUAUUUUCACCACUGCCUAUGCUAGACUUGAACUGUACAAUCUGAUGGAUUGUUUGAACCACCAUUGUUUGUACACCGACACCGACAGCGUCAUUUUUAAAAGUAAAGAAGGGGAUUGGAUGCCGCCUUUGAGCGAUUAUUUGGGGGGUCUUACCAGCGAACUAGACGACGGUGAUCAAAUAGUAGAGUUUGUAAGUGCAGGUCCUAAAACCUACGGUUACAAAACUAAAAAAGGAAAAAAGACAAUGAGAGCUAAGGGAUUUACUCAAAAUUACAACAAUUCCAAAGUUAUCAAUUUGAAAUCAUUGACAGAUCUCGUGAUCGAUCAAGUGAAAUUCCCUGAUAAACCCUGUCAACUUAUAACGUCGCAUAAUCAAAUCACUCGAGAUAAAAAGGGGUUUCAUUUGAGAAACCAGACGCAAGUAAAAAGAUUCAGGGUUGUGUAUGAUAAACGUGUAUUAUUUCCUGAUUUCACAACUCUCCCUUACGGGUAUUGAAACCAAUUUUUUUUUUCUUUUCUUUUCUUUUUGUAUAUAUGAAUGUAUGAAUGUCUGUAAGUUGUUCAUUUGAUGUCUGUAUGCCGUACAUUUGUGAGCACUUGUCAAGGACAAAUAUGAAUGUGACUUCUUUCGACACGAGGCUGCAUCUGCCCUUUCCAUGUAUUGUAUGUGGACCUAGUAAUAGUGGGAAAUCUUAUUUUAUCAAAAUGCUGCUGGAAAAUUGUAAAGAGGUAUUGUCCAAACUUCCUGAAAAUAUUGUAAGGAUUUAUUCAUAUUGGCAACCUUUGUACGA
This is a messenger RNA of Tachysurus fulvidraco (yellow catfish), 5707 nucleotides long. RefSeq lists its product as uncharacterized. Bases 940 to 2934 code for a protein of 664 amino acids. Lineage: Eukaryota; Metazoa; Chordata; Actinopteri; Siluriformes; Bagridae. The record is from RefSeq and is a predicted model, not a curated record. The transcript has 6 exons.